Clupea harengus (Atlantic herring) is the source of this 1612-nucleotide messenger RNA. It is a transcript of the gene kcnh6b, whose product is annotated as potassium voltage-gated channel subfamily H member 6-like. NCBI's taxonomy places the organism in Eukaryota, Metazoa, Chordata, Actinopteri, Clupeiformes, Clupeidae. Gene Ontology annotation, cellular component: plasma membrane. Gene Ontology annotation, molecular function: inward rectifier potassium channel activity. The record is from RefSeq and is a predicted model, not a curated record. Bases 39 to 1571 code for a protein of 510 amino acids. The transcript is spliced from 5 exons. Gene Ontology annotation, biological process: potassium ion transmembrane transport; regulation of heart rate by cardiac conduction; regulation of ventricular cardiac muscle cell membrane repolarization.
CGUCCGGUUCUCUGAGUUCCUCUUUGGAUUCUAACCUCAUGAAGUGCUCCGGCUCUCGCCCGUUCCCCCUACGGGUGCUGAACCUGUGCCACUCGGAUCGGGACGCCCACCCCGCCUCGCCCGAGACCGCCACCAGCACCCCCCUCCAGCUCCUCACCCCCGCCAUUGUGAAGGAACGCUCGGAGAACCUCACAGAGAAGGUCACGCAGGUGCUGUCCUUAGGAGAGGAUGUCCUGCCAGAGUAUAAGCUGCAAACGGCCGAGACGCACCGCUGGAUCAUGCUCCACUACAGCCCCUUCAAGGCCGUGUGGGACUGGGUCAUCCUCAUCCUGGUCCUCUACACGGCCGUCUUCACGCCCUACUCCGCCGCCUUCCUGCUGGACGAGCGCGAGGUGGGGGGAGGCCACUGCGGCUACGCGUGCAACCCGCUGAACGUGGCCGACGUCGUCGUGGACGUGCUCUUCAUCGUGGACAUCGUCAUCAACCUGCGGACCACCUACGUGGACCGCGGCGACGAGGUGGUCACGGAGCCGAGGCGCAUCGCCGCGAACUACCUGAAGGGCUGGUUCCUCCUAGACCUGGUGGCGGCCAUCCCCUUCGACCUGCUGGUGUUCAGGUCGGGGUCAGAUGAGACAACAACCACUCUGAUUGGUCUGCUGAAGACGGCUCGUCUGCUGCGCUUGGUCCGCGUGGCGCGUAAGCUGGACCGCUACUCGGAGUACGGAGCGGCAGUCCUCUUCCUGCUCAUGUGCACGUUCGUGCUGAUCGCCCACUGGCUGGCCUGCAUCUGGUACGCCAUCGGCUACGUGGAGCGGCCCUACACGACCAUCGGCUGGCUGGACAACCUGGCCGUCCAGCUGGGGAAGAACUACAACCACAGCGACCCCGACUCGGGCCCCUCCAUCAAGGACAAGUACGUGUCGGCGCUCUACUUCACCUUCAGCAGCCUCACCAGCGUGGGCUUCGGGAACGUCUCGCCCAACACCAACGCCGAGAAGAUCUUCUCCAUCUGCGUCAUGCUCAUCGGCUCUCUGAUGUACGCCAGCAUCUUUGGGAACGUGUCGGCCAUCAUCCAGCGCCUCUACUCCGGCAUGACACGCUACCACACCCAGAUGCUGCGGGUCAAAGAGUUCAUCCGCUUCCACCAGGUGCCCGGCUGCCUGCAGCAGAGGAUGGAGGAGUACUUCCAACACGCAUGGACCUACACCAACGGGAUCGACAUGAACGCGGUCCUGAAAGGCUUCCCUGAGUGUCUGCAGGCGGACAUCUGUCUGCACCUGAACCGCUCCCUGCUGCAGAACUGCAAGGCGUUCCGCAGCGCCAACAAGGCGUGCCUGCGAGCCCUAGCCACGCGCUUCAAGACCAUACACUCGCCGCCCGGCGACACACUCUAUCACCACGGCGACGUGCUCGUCUCCCUCUACUUCAUCGCCCGCGGCUCCAUCCAGGUGUCGCGCCCCGGCAAGGUGCUCGCCGUGCUGGGUGAGAGACCGUGCUCUUCAUCAUUGACAUCAUCGUCCUCGUUUUUUAACGUCACACUCACGUUUAUUGUCAUUAGUCAGCAUAAUUAGUCACUGUAAUUAUUAUUUAGUACUUUCAAUUAUUAUUUUAA